Messenger RNA from Sphaeroforma arctica JP610, 549 nucleotides. RefSeq lists its product as hypothetical. Lineage: Eukaryota; Ichthyosporea; Ichthyophonida. Gene Ontology annotation, biological process: protein folding. The transcript is spliced from 4 exons. Gene Ontology annotation, cellular component: prefoldin complex; cytoplasm. The record is from RefSeq and is a predicted model, not a curated record. The coding region runs from base 135 to 521 and encodes 128 amino acids.
AUUUAUGCGUAAUUGUGUAUGUCAACUAGAGGCACUAUAUUGUCUAUUUUUGAAAUCAUAACCAAUUCUUAAUAAUUACUUAAAUUCCACAGUAGGAGGCUACACGGGUCAACCAGUUUUUGUUGGCAAACAAUAUGGCGGCAACGGAGCAGGCAGAGGUGGAAGUGACGUGGGAGGAUCAGCGAAUGAUAAACACCUUCAGUCGCUUGACUUCAAACAUGAGUGACUUGGAGAAGGAUUUGGAAGUGAAAACACGCCAGAAGAAAAACCUGGAAGAUGCUGAGAGCGAUCUGAUGAUGAUAAUGGAUGACGAAGAGCUUGUGCCUUUCCGGAUAGGCGAUGUAUACAUCGAGGUGUCCCAGUCAGACGCGACAGAGAGAUUAGAAUAUAUACAGAUGCAACUUAACGAGGACACUGAGGCUGUGGAAGAAAAGAUGACGAGUAUCAGAAAAGAAUUGACGAAAUUGAAAACACAACUCUACGGCAAGUUUGGAAACAACAUCAAUCUGGAAGCUGAUUAAAAAUGAUCUACAUUAUUUCAAUGGUUUC